Molecule: messenger RNA, 296 nt
Organism: Dipodomys ordii (Ord's kangaroo rat)
Lineage: Eukaryota; Metazoa; Chordata; Mammalia; Rodentia; Heteromyidae
Product: ribosomal protein S6 kinase alpha-3-like
Exons: 3
Biological process (GO): protein phosphorylation
Molecular function (GO): ribosomal protein S6 kinase activity; ATP binding
Source: RefSeq, a predicted model, not a curated record
GAUAUCUCAAAGAAUAAAAUAUGUGGAUUUAUUCUUUAGAGCCAAACUUGGGAUGCCACAGUUUUUGAGUCCUGAAGCCCAGAGUCUUUUGCGAAUGCUUUUCAAGAGAAACCCUGCAAACAGAUUAGGUGCAGGACCAGAUGGAGUUGAAGAAAUUAAAAGACAUUUAUUUUUUUCAACAAUAGACUGGAAUAAACUGUACAGAAGAGAAAUUCACCCACCUUUUAAACCUGCAACUGGCAGGCCCGAAGAUACAUUUUAUUUUGAUCCUGAGUUUACUGCAAAAACUCCCAAAG